Molecule: messenger RNA, 1784 nt
Organism: Raphanus sativus (radish)
Lineage: Eukaryota; Viridiplantae; Streptophyta; Magnoliopsida; Brassicales; Brassicaceae
Product: putative F-box/FBD/LRR-repeat protein At5g44950
Exons: 5
Coding region: 97-1740 (547 amino acids)
Molecular function (GO): protein binding
Source: RefSeq, a predicted model, not a curated record
UUGUCCAUCCUUGCUCGUUCUUCUCCGAUUAUCCUCUUCCUCUCCGACUGUGAAUUGCUAAACCUUUCUUGUUCGUUCCUUCAUCCCUGCUCAAAGAUGCAGCAGGACUCUUCUAAUGUUCAUCCUCGGCAGAAUCGUUUCAGUGCGACAUUACGUCAAGCUAUGCGAACAAGAAUUAAUGUUAUCUUACGACGGAAACCUAUUGGAAGGAUUGAUGCUAAAAGACUCCAAAAUAUUCUCCCUAAAUACGUAAACUAUCUAGAGUCUAAACUAAUGAACUCGGCCAACUCAGAGGAGGAGUACACGAAUCCACGAGAUCUUGAAGUCCGCCUACACUAUCUUGACAAGGAAGUUAGAGCCUUGAGUCAUCAUCGUUCACAUGGACUCAGCGCGCUUCCGGACACUUUGUUAACUCAGAUUCUCUUAUGCCUCCCUACCAAAGAUUCUGUCAAGACAAGCCUUCUCUCCAAGAGAUUUAGAAAUCUAUGGCUUGAAGUUCCAGGACUAGAGUUACACUCCCUAGACUCCUCCAAUCCACGCGCCAUCAACAACUUCAUCGACAGGUUUCUCGAGAUUAACCGUGAGUCGCGUCUCCAGAAGUUCAAUAUAAACUACGACGAGUGCAGUGUUUAUCUUUUCAGAAUCAGUGAGUUGAUCACCGAAGUGAUUAAGCGUGGAGUUCAAAAGCUAGACGUUGUUGGCACAGUCAGGUACUGGCCUCACACCAAAGAGCUUAUGCCUGUUGACAUUUACAAGAGCAACACUUUGGUUUCUCUGAAGCUAGCAAACGUACGAAUGGCGAGUCCCGAGUUUGUUGUUUCUAUGCCUUGUCUCAAGACCAUGCAUCUUGAAGCCAUUAUCACCCAAGAUCCUUUGUUCAUAGAGAAGCUCCUCUCAGGCUGUCCUGUCCUCGAAGAUUUGACGGUUUUUAGGGUUUUUAAUGACAAUGUACCUGUUCUACGUGUGAGAUCUCACUGUCUUAAGAGGUUUUGUGUGAAGUUUAGCCGCAGCGUAAGAAUUUAUGGUAAAGAGUAUACGGUUGAGGUUGAUGCUCCGGGGCUUAAGUAUAUGAACUUCAGAGAUGAUCAUUCUGCUAGAGUUGUGGUGAAGAAUCUGAGUUCCUUAUUCAUGAUCGACAUUGAUACACAAUUUGGCACUGGUACCUUGCAGAUGAAGAAAGCUAAUAUUAGUGAUUUUCUAACCGGGAUAUCUAGUGUAAGACAUAUGAUCAUCUCUCAGCCUACACUGGAGGUCCUUUAUUCUUGCAUGAAACCUGGACCGUUCACCAAAUUUCGCAACUUAACUCGUUUAGAGGCUUCGUUCUGCACCGGUUUAUUACAAAAUUUGCCGCAUUUUCUUGAUGGUUUCCCCAAACUGAAACACCUCACUUUGUACUUGCUUUAUUUGAAGGACUUAAAACCAGAGAAUCUUGAACUUACCGAUGUGCCACAGUGCUUGCUACGUACUCUUGAGUGUGUUGAGGUCAAAGAAGUGACCACGGUGGAGAAAGCUGGGAAGAAAAGAGCGAGAAACAUUAGGAGAACCAAAGUAUCGAAACACAAGAAGAAGAUAUGGAUUGAAGUAUUGAGGUAUAUUCUUGAGAACUCACUAGUCCUCAAGAAACUCAUUUUGUAUUUCUCUUCUGUGACCAACAGCGUCUUAGAUAUCUCAGAGGCGCUACCUACGUUCACAAAACUUUCUCCCCGAUGUGAAAUCUUCAAUCAUCUCACAUCUCUUUGAAGAUCAGUUUAGGAAUAAUAAUCUUUUGUUGUGAAAAAUGGAGU